CAGAGUGUGUCGUAAUUUCAAGAAGACUGAAGAAAACCAAAAUGUUUUCUUCUAUGCUAAUAUUGUCCCUGCUGACUUGCGUUGUGAUAUUUCAAAACUGUCACGCCUCCCCUCGCGAAGGCAUUCAAAGUCUAGAGCCUGAAGCAGAGAUGGUAUUGCAAAGACCAACGCUGGAAAAUCUUUAUAAAUCUGAAAGUGCUUUGCACAGAUUGAAGCGUGCCCUGCAGGAUUUAUCUUACGACGAGCCGACUGAUGACAUGGAAUUCGCGGAAAUCAAUGUAUUCCGGCCCCUGUUUAGUUAUCGUUUCUCUAAGGUGAAAGCUCGACCGCAACAAUUAGGGAGAUAGUAGAAUCUAUAAGUAUAUUAAGUUCAUUGGCAGAAUCUAAAGACUCACUCCAUCAUUAUUAUAAGUAUUUAAUUUAAGUGUUUUUAAA
Messenger RNA from Scaptodrosophila lebanonensis, 435 nucleotides. RefSeq lists its product as uncharacterized. The record is from RefSeq and is a predicted model, not a curated record. Lineage: Eukaryota; Metazoa; Arthropoda; Insecta; Diptera; Drosophilidae. The transcript is spliced from 2 exons. Bases 42 to 347 code for a protein of 101 amino acids.